Penicillium vulpinum is the source of this 984-nucleotide messenger RNA. RefSeq names its product short-chain dehydrogenase. Bases 1 to 984 code for a protein of 327 amino acids. The transcript has 4 exons. The record is from RefSeq and is a predicted model, not a curated record. Lineage: Eukaryota; Fungi; Ascomycota; Eurotiomycetes; Eurotiales; Aspergillaceae.
AUGCCAGUCCCGUACAAUACUCAUACCACUACGGACGAACUCGUCGCCGAUUAUAGCUCCUUAAUCAAUGGCAAGGUCGUCCUGACCACAGGCGUCUCACUAGGCUCUCUAGGUGGCUUCUUCGUCCAGUCAAUUGCAAAGGCUCAGCCAGCGUGGCUUAUUCUGGCUGCCCGCAACACCGAAAAGCUUGCCCAGAUGGAGGCAUCAAUUACCGCAGCCCAGCCAACGGUCAAAGUUCGCACACUCCAAGUUGACCUGGGGUCACUAGAGAGUGUGCGUAAUGCAGCCGCGCAGGUCAACUCAUGGGAUGAUAUUCCAGUGAUUGAUGUCCUUGUCAACAAUGCGGGUAUCAUGGCAGUGGAUUAUAAGCUCACUACCGACGGAGUUGAGUCACAUCUGGCAACGAACCAUCUGGGCCCGUUCUUGUUUACAAACCUGAUUGCGAAGAAGAUCGUGGGUUCAAAGGAGCCGAGAAUUGUUGUCGUCAGUAGCGAUGGCCAUCGGUUGAACCCGUUCCGAUUCGAUGACUAUAAUUUUGAUGAGGGGAAGACGUAUAACCGGUGGUAUGCCUAUGGCCAGAGCAAGACGGCAAAUAUGUUGUUUUCCAUCUCUCUGGCCCAGAAACUCGGAAACAAACAUAACCUCCAAGCAUUCAGCCUUCAUCCCGGAGUUAUCUGGACUAAUCUAGGAGGUCACUUAGACUGGACAGUCGAAAUGAGUGAACUGCAAACCGCUGAUAAGUCGUUGGGCAACGCAGAGGGCUGGAAGGAGUUUGACGCAAAGCCCCUAGAGAGAGGUGCUGCAACUCACAUAUACGCAGCUUUUGAUCCAAGUAUCAAGGCCGACAACGGGGCCUACCUGCUCGACUGCCACGUAGCUGAUCCGCUGGUGGAUACUGUCAAGUCAUGGGCCACGAGCAGUAUUGAAGCUGAACGACUAUGGCGAUUGAGUGAGAAGUUGGUUGGGCAAGAGUUUUCCUACUAG